UUCAGUUCUGAGAAGACAUUGUUGUUCCAUCCCCACAUCAUUUUUUUCUCAUUUUCCUAAAGCAUGAAGCCACCAUCUUUUAUUUUUUACACUGUUGUUAUAGCAACAAUUUCGGUGCCAGCAGCAACUAACUGCAGAGUCGUUCUGCUAAACAAGGCCAAUCUGAUAGAAGAAACAUGCAAGCAGACACCCCAUCAGAAUCUUUGCAUCCAAUACCUCUCUUCUGACCCUCGCAGCGCCGAUGCAGAUAUUGCAGGGCUAGCUCUAAUCAUGGUCAAUGUAAUAAAAACCAAAGCAAAUAAUGCCUUGGACAAGAUCCAACAACUUCUUCAGGGAAGCCAUGAACAUUCUCAAAAGGAAGCACUGAAUUCUUGUGCUGGUAGAUACAAGACAAUUCUGGAAGCUGACGUGGCACAAGCCAUUGCUGCUCUGCAGAAAGGAGAUCCCAAAUUCGCAGAAGAUGGUGCGAAUGAUGCUGCUGUUGAGGCCACCUCUUGUGAGAACGGUUUCUCUGGGAAAUCGCCACUCACCAAUGAGAACAAUGCCAUGCAUGAUGUUGCAGUCACAACAGGAGCUAUAGUUAGACAAUUGCUCUAGUUACUUACUCAAACAAAUGAUGCAAUUUCGUAUUUAUAAUGUCAUAUUCACUAUCCUAUAAUCAUAUAUUAUAGUAUGUUGUUUGUAUGGUGUCCAAUAAAAUGCUAUUAACUUGAGCGGCAUCAUAGGGGCAUACUCUCUUGUUAGUCUCACCUGUUUCGGAAAUACAAUUGUUUUUGCCACUUCCACAA
This is a messenger RNA of Vigna angularis (adzuki bean), 788 nucleotides long. RefSeq names its product cell wall / vacuolar inhibitor of fructosidase 1-like. NCBI's taxonomy places the organism in Eukaryota, Viridiplantae, Streptophyta, Magnoliopsida, Fabales, Fabaceae. The record is from RefSeq and is a predicted model, not a curated record. Gene Ontology annotation, biological process: negative regulation of catalytic activity. Bases 64 to 597 code for a protein of 177 amino acids. Gene Ontology annotation, molecular function: enzyme inhibitor activity. The transcript has a single exon.